AUGUAAUAACAUUUUCAAUAGUAUCGAAUAACAUUAUGACAUUCUCAAAACAGCUUUUUCCUUUCGUUUUCUUCCUUCUCUUCCUCGUCUCUCUCCGACACGCCUCAAACCCUAAUAACUGUUCAUCUUCUUCAUCAAGACCACUCAGAUGUGGACCCUUAGAAGUCCCCAUUCGUUUCCCUUUCUGUAACCAUGCGAGAUUCAAUCUCCACUGCACCGAUCUCAAUAAGACUGUCCUAGAACUUCCUAUGUCCGGAACAUUUCUUGUCCGAGAUAUCGACUACAGAAGGCAAAAAAUCUAUAUCAACGACCCUUAAAACUGUUUGGCUAAACGGCUUUUAACCUUCAACAUUUCAGGAUCUCCUUUCUCUCCUCACUUCGAUAUCUUAUACACGUUCUUGUCUUGUCCUAAUGAGGUCGUGUUGCCGUCUUGGUAUCCGUCGAUUCCUUGCCUAAGCAAUUCUACUUCAUCCUUCUUCGCCACGUCUAAUUAUUCUCUUGCACAGUCUAUGCUUCCUUCUUGUCAAAUCGUGAAGAGAUUACAUGUUCCGGCUACUUCGCCAUUUGGGGAAACAAGAUUCUCGAGUGACCUCAACAAUCAAAGCCUCCUGCUGGAGUGGGCCUUGCCUGAUUGCAGAGCCAAAUGCUUAGGGGCUACUAAAAAAACUGGUAAUUUAAGUAGUGGAGUACUAGUACUAGUUAUAAGCUUGUCAGCAGUCACCGUCUUUGUCUUUCCUACUUGUAUCGCUAUCCGCCUUUACGACUCCGAAAGAUUCGAUUCAGCUAUCGCAGCCGCAACCGUAAUGCAGCAGCCGAGAGAGGUUAUGGCCAGGAGGGGUCUUGACCAAUCUACAAUAGAAACGUUCAAGAAAAUGGAGUUGGGAGAAAGCAGAAGGCUUUCGGGUACUAAUGGUAUUGUGUGUCCCAUUUGUUUAUCAGAGUAUGCGAGCAAAGAGACCGUACGUUUCAUACCGGAAUGUGACCAUUGCUUCCAUGUGGAAUGUAUUGAUGUGUGGCUCAAGAUUCAUGGUUCAUGUCCUCUUUGUCGGAACUCAUGUGCGUGA
Molecule: messenger RNA, 1064 nt
Organism: Arabidopsis thaliana (thale cress)
Lineage: Eukaryota; Viridiplantae; Streptophyta; Magnoliopsida; Brassicales; Brassicaceae
Product: RING/U-box superfamily protein
Exons: 2
Coding region: 510-1064 (184 amino acids)
Biological process (GO): protein ubiquitination
Cellular component (GO): membrane
Molecular function (GO): ubiquitin protein ligase activity; polysaccharide binding
Source: RefSeq, marked reviewed